Saccostrea cuccullata (small rock oyster) is the source of this 1575-nucleotide messenger RNA. Its product is annotated as IgGFc-binding protein-like. Lineage: Eukaryota; Metazoa; Mollusca; Bivalvia; Ostreida; Ostreidae. The record is from RefSeq and is a predicted model, not a curated record. The coding region runs from base 35 to 1561 and encodes 508 amino acids. The transcript has 5 exons.
CUUGCAACCUUUAUCUGUACUAUUACCUAAAAUUAUGGCGCACAAGUUGUGGAUUUUUGCCCUCGUGGUGCUUCCAUUUGUUUAUGGAGCACUGGACAGUAAAGGAAAACACUUUAUUAUAACCUUCAUGGAUAACAAGAUUCUACAACACACCGACAUCAAACCCGAGAUCUUCAUUACCACGUCCAGCAACAAACCCGUACACGUCAAUGUGACGUCACCAAAAUCUCACCAUCCACGUAUUAACCAGCAUUUUGUUAUAACUCACGGAGUAGUGCACCGUGUUGCCGUGGAUCAAGACUUCCGGUUAAAUCACACCGAGCUAAGCACCAAAGGGAUUUCGAUCUCGGCUGAUGAAGAAAUCGUGGUGUAUGGAGUAAACAGAGAGGUCUACUCGGACGAUGCCUACCUGGCACUGCCUACUGAUGUGCUGGGAAAAGAAUACUACACCAUCUCCUACUCCCCGUCCUAUUACUACUGUGUAUUUGCAGUGAUCGGAGUCCACGACCACACUCGGGUGCACAUCAAGCUUGCUAACCAUCCAAACAUUAGCGUUAAUUUCCAUGGUCACGUGUACCACAGAAACCAAUGGAUAAACGUUACCCUAAACCGCUUCAGUACCUUUGAAAUCUCUUCUGUCGGGGACCUCACUGGUUCUCAUAUCAUCGCGAACAAACCUGUGGGUGUCAUCAGCGGAAACAAGAAAGCUGUUGUAUCUGUGGCUGGUAACACUGGCAAUUCACGUGAUCAUUUGACGGAAAUGUUGCUUCCUGUCCAGGCCUGGGGUAAAAACUUUGCUACAGUGCCAAUCCCUGAAAGAGACGUGGGUGAUGUUUUCAGAUUUGUUGCCAGCCAAGGACACACCAGUGUCAGGGUAACUGGAGUCAUCGAUAGUAAAAAUUUCACGGAUCAUUUUAAUAUUAAUCACGCUGGGCAGUAUGUGCAGAGGAAUUACAGCUCUAAGUUGUACGCUCAUGUGACAUCUAACCACCCUAUUGCUUUGUAUCAGCUCUCGGCAACACAGGCAAAACAUACAAAUCUGCCUUCCGAUGCAGCAGAUCCAUGCCUGAUCACCAUUCCUCCAAUCGAACAGUAUGCUGCCGACUACACGUUUACUACACCUCAAUACUCCAAAGGCCAGUAUCUUAACUAUUUCAUGUUUGUGGUUGAUUCCAGCCAGACGGCGGGCCUAAUUUUAGAUGGAAAACCCCUUCCACAAAAUCAAACGUACGUCCACAUCCCUGGCACCAACCUAGCGGCGGGAUAUGUGAAAAUAUCUGUUGGAACCCACACCGUCACGCACAACAACCCGAACACGGUCAUUGGUGGAAUCGUGUUCGGUAAAGCUAACCUCGAGUCUUAUGGAUUCCCUAUUGGUCUGCUAACAAAACCUGUUAAUUCUGGUUGCCAAGCGGAGGCGAUGUCCCCGGGCGAUGAAAUCGAUAACGAUUGUGACGGUGAGGUAGAUGAGGAGGACUGUGAUGGAAAAGACAAUGAUGCUGAUGGGAGAAUAGACGAGGACUGCAGUGGAGCGCCACUGACUGUUAUUGGAAGAAAAUAAUUUUACAUUUAUAU